Dendroctonus ponderosae (mountain pine beetle) is the source of this 2335-nucleotide messenger RNA. RefSeq lists its product as uncharacterized. The coding region runs from base 316 to 1488 and encodes 390 amino acids. The transcript is spliced from 7 exons. NCBI's taxonomy places the organism in Eukaryota, Metazoa, Arthropoda, Insecta, Coleoptera, Curculionidae. The record is from RefSeq and is a predicted model, not a curated record.
ACGCCAUUCGAACUCGGGAGUCGAAAUUCGGAUUCAGUUUCGGUGUAACUGUGCAACUGGAGGUCUGGGCAACGCUUCCAGACAGUUUCGCUUACGCGCGCGUUCUUAGGGGACAACAGGCUCGAUUUCCAGCUUUGCGGCAGGGCGUUGCAUUUUGUCGGGAAAAACAUUCAAUAUUCACGGUAAUUUUGAUCCAGAAACCCCGACUAAUUCGUAUCCAGCUCAGCUGAAUUUGCUUUGGUAAUGUACUAAUGCUAAUGCUCAAAGGCAUUAUAAUCUAAAAAUUUCAUCUUUGAUCGAGUUACUAGUUAGAGAAUGUCGGACAGUGAAGAAGAUUGCAGCGAUAACAUUAGUGGAGUUGCUGAUUGGCCUGUCACCGAAGAAUGGCUUCAGGCGGUCUUAAAAGAGCACCACAAAGACCUGACAGAAUCGACAGCAAUAACUAUACUAGAAUUUACUGUGCGACCUGGAUGUGAAACAGGAGAGAGCGUUUUGUCCGAUAUACUGGCCGUCACCGUUACCUAUUGCUUAAGAAGACAUCUAGAAGGAACCCAUCAUAGUCUAAACUUCAUUGUAAAGCUACUACCUCAAGAUCCUUUCAGUAGAUUCUUUGUAACUGAGGCUCAAUUCGAUUUACGAGAAAUCAAGUUUUACACACAGGUGGUUCCCGAUAUACAAGCGUUUAAAUCCGAAACUUGUCUGGAGGAUACCGAAAACGACUUAGCUCUCCCCAUCCCCACAUGCUAUUACGCACAUUAUAGUCCCGGCGAAUCAGAACCCGAAAUCAUUCCUCCAUCAUCCGCCCUCGUUUUAGAAAAUAUAAAGCCACAAGGAUUUCAGUCCGUAAAUUUCGCUAUCGGGCUCGAUUUGAAUCAAGCUAGAGCAGCGAUAGAAGCCAUUGCAAAAGUGCAUUCUUUCUCUUUAUGUCUAAAGAUUUCCCAAGGUCAAAUUCUAUCAGAAAAGUAUCCUUUCCUAUUCCAAACCUCUCAAGCGUCCGAUUCAUAUCAGCAACUUGUUGAGAGGGGCCUGCCGCAAUUGUUUGAGUUUUUGGAAAGCAAGACUGAACUGCAACAUAUACUUAAAAAGCUCAACGAGCUUCGUCCACACACAAAGGAAAUAAUAGAAAAUUUACUCAGUGCCGAAGAACCGAUGGCUCUAAUAACUCACACAGAUUUCUGGUGCAACAACCUCAUGUUCAGGGAAGUGCAAGGAGUGUGUGAAUGUACAAUUCUCGACUGGCAGAUGGUAACCUACAGUAGACCAACCAACGAUAUAGCCUUACUACUGGUCAGCUCAGUACCAGCGGAAUUAAGACGAGAACACACUGACCAGCUGCUGGACCUCUACUGGGAAAAACUGACCAAGAUAAGUAAGAAACUCAAAGUGGAUAUCGAAGAUACUUUGCACUAUACCCGAGCGAAACUGGGGGAAGAUUUUAAGAAAGGACAAUUGUUAGCUUUGCUGUUAUGCAUAGGUAUGAUCAAUUGAUUGAUUAAGUGAUUUUCAAGGUUCAGUCGACUUAGCACUAGGAAAUGCUCAAAUGGAACAACGUCUGGUUGAACUUCUAAAAGAUCUGCACACAGAAAAUCUUUUAAACCCAGUGGUCGCCAAACAGAAGUAAAAUUGGACACAGUCAUGUACCUCGAUGGUGAUAAAACGCUGUGUACAUUAAAUUCAAGUUAAAAAAGAUGGAAGUGUGCGAAACUUGAAUAAACCGGCAUUCAGUCGGCUAACUACUCUUAGAUGCUCUUUAUGUUUUAUUUUUAUAUAGUUACGGGCUUUGAGAAAUACAUUUUAGUCGUGUUAAUGAAAUUAAUAUUUGGUAAUUAAAAAUAAGACCAACCAUUGUCAACAAGUCUUGAACCUUAAAUUUAAGAUCACUUCCAUUAAAUCGUAUAACUUUUAGACGUUUCAUACUAGUCAUUGAGCUACUUUACGGAAUAUGCAAUGCUCCAAACAAUUAUCUUAAGUGUUUGCUGCCUUCGAGAAAAUAAGUUCGCCAAAUCAUUGAAAAAAUAACCUAUGUACUUUAACUCCUUUAAAUUCUCCUCGCACCAGUUAAUCCUUAAGCAGCAAACAAUUUAGUGCUACGUCGUUUAAAUGCGAUAUUUUGGUAUAAUUAUAUUCCUGUUUCAGUAUUUGUUAAAUUCCGAAAAAACCGGAGGCAAUUGUAGCUUGUCCUAUAUUUUUAGCCUUUGCAUUGUAAUAUACCAUCCUGUUGUGCCAAAGAAUAUCUAGAUGUAGGUGUAGUAGCAACAUUGUUCAUGACAUUUUUAUCAAUUGAGUCGAAUAAUGAAUAAACUUUGUCUGUGUCAAAAUAAAUAUCUUGAAAUAA